GUAGAUACUAGAUACUAAUAGAAGAGAGCACAAAAGGCAAAUCAGCACCCAACUAUUUUAACUAUCCAACCAAUCCGACUGUUGACGAUUACUGACGAUGACUGUCUCAACCUCAACAACAGUACAACAGUAACCACCAGUAACAGUCAGUCAGUUUUAACUUUAACUCAUUUUAGUUUUUCUCUAUCAAUUUUUAUAUUAAAGUUUACGGUAACUGGUAGUCAAACUCUUUUUUAAUCCUCCGAACUAUAGUAAUUUUCGUUAUACUUUUGAUUUUGUAUUCUAUACUCAUAACUAAAUCCAUUUCACAACACAGUUACUAGCCAAAAAGACAUUUAAAAUUUUUUACCAUUUAACAUUUAACAUUUUAAAUAAAUAUCAAUAAAAAUACAUAUCAUUAAAAAUAAAAUGAAACUGUGAUUAAAUUGGAUAUCUAAAGUUAUUUGUUAAUCAAUCAAUGAAUUAAUUAAUUUUCUUAGUGUACUAAAAAUAAAAUAAUUAUUACAAAGUGAAUAAGCCCGUUAUAUUUAGUGUCGAAAUAACAAAACGAUAAUACGAUAAAAUAGUGAAGACCUGGGCUGGUUGCUCGAGCAGGUUCGAGACAAAGAAAUUAAACUCCAACUUGCCAACAUAUAAAUUUAAUAAAUAAUCUUUACACAUUUUUAAAUUUUAAUUAUUAUCAAUUAUUAUUUUAUUGAGGUAAUACAUAUAAAUAUAUAUUAUAUGUCUUGAGAAUUUAUAACCUAUGAUUUAAUUUAUGUAAGAUAAUCAAAAAGAUAUUUAUUGAGGUGGUUAUGAAAAAAAAAUGGAUAUUAAAAGUGCGGUGUACAACGCUGCAAGAGAUGGCAAACUCAGACGUCUAAAGGUAUUCCUUGAUGAUAGAGAGAAACAUGACCUAGAACAAUUAGUGGGUGCAAAAACUCAUGGGGCAACGCCGCUAGUAAUGGCCUGUAGAAAUGGUCAUUACGACGUCGCUGAAUAUCUCAUUGAAAAAUGUGGAGCUGACGUUGAACAGCCUGGCUCAGUUGUGUUUGAUGGAGAAACAAUAGAAGGCGCACCUCCACUUUGGUGUGCAGCAGCCGCUGGUCAUUUGGCUUUAGUUAAAUUACUUGUUAAACGUGGAGCUAAAUUAAAUGCAACAACUAAAACAAAUUCAACGCCAUUGCGUGCUGCAUGUUUUGAUGGGCAUUUUGAAAUUGUUAGAUUUCUUGUUCAAUAUGGUGCAGAUAUAGAACUGGCUAAUAAACACGGGCACACAUGUUUAAUGAUCGCCUGUUAUCGAGGACACGUACGAAUAGCAAAAUUUUUAUUGGCUUUAAAAGCAGAUACAAAUAGAAAAUCAGUAAAAGGAAACACAGCGUUACAUGAUUGCGCUGAAAGUGGAUCACUUGAAAUUUUAAAAAUUUUAGUUGAACAUGGAGCCCGUAUGGAUGUUGAUUCAUAUGGUAUGACACCAUUAUUGGCUGCUGCAGUGGCUGGUCACAUGCAUAUUGUUCAAUAUUUAAUAGAUAUACCUCAAUUAGUAUCACGAAAAGAAAAAAUAGAUGCAUUGGAAUUGUUGGGAGCAACUUAUGUUGAUAAAAAACGUGAUAUGAUUGGUGCACUUGAUUGUUGGAAACGUGCUAUGAAUGAACGUUAUAAUGGGGAUGGUAAAAUAAUUGAAAAACCACCACGACCACCAGUUGUUGGUGCUUAUGAUUAUGCUCAAGAAAUAUCUGAUCCUGAAGGUUUAGAUGAAUUGCUGGCAGAUCCAGAUGAAAUGCGUAUGCAGGCAUUGGUUAUAAGAGAAAGAAUUCUCGGUCCAGCUCAUCCUGAUACUAGUUAUUAUAUAAGAUAUCGCGGUGCUGUUUACGCUGAUUCUGGUAAAUUUGAACGGUGCAUUGAGUUAUGGAAUUAUGCAUUGGAUAUGCAGCAGAGUAUGUUGGAACCUCUUAAUCCAAUGACACAAAGUUCAUUGUUUAGUUUCAUUGAGUUAUUUAGUUUCAUGGUUGGCGAAGAAGGCAGACAAACUCCCAGAGGACGUAGAAUACCAUCAGUUGAGAGACAUGAGCUUAUGAGAGUUUUUAAAAAAGCGGUAUUGGAAGUUAAAUUAGGCAAACAAAUGUUAGACAAAUUGCCAUCCUGUGAUCGGGAUCUUACAAAUUUAAAUCGUACACUCGUAAUUACACUUCAUCUUGCUUGUCUGUUAACACGUGAAAUGCCCGAUAUUAAUUCGUCUGAUUAUGAUGCCCUCCAUAAAGCUAUUUACGAAUUAGUACGAAUUAAUGCCAGAGAUAAAGGAGGUAAGGAUGUACUUCAAAUGAUCCACAAUGUAGAUGCGACAAUUCCCGCUCGUUAUUCAGCUUGUAAAUUAACAUCACCCCAAUUAACAAUGGCAUUGUUAAAAGCUGGUGCAGAUCCAACUUGCAAAGACGACGAUGGUAAUACAGCAUUACAUUUGACAGCUUUAUCUUACCCAUGGCGCACUGAUUUGGCAACAAUACUACUGCGUGCUGGUGCACACAUUGAUGUUGUUAACAAUGAUGGUAACACAUACGAAUCAUUACUCGAUGACAAAAUAAGAUUCAUGACACUUAAUCCUAUUAAAUAUACAACUUUGAUGUGUUUAGCUGCUCGCGUUAUUCGUAAAAAUAAUAACAAUAUUGAUAUUAAUAGGGUACCCGUUCACUUAAGAGAUUUCGUUCUUCAACAUUAAAUGUUACAUUCAAAUUCAUUUUUCAUUAAAUUUAAUAAUUGCUAUUAUUUUUAAUAAAUUAAAACUUUUUAAAAUUUUUUUUUUUUUUUUUUUUUUCGAUUUCAUUUUUUCAUAGGAAUUCUAGUCUCGUUAUUAAUUAUUAUUAUCAAUGAAUUAUAAAAAUAAUUAAUUGAUUGCUUAAUGGAAUUGAUAUUAAAUACACAAUAAAUUUUUAUUGUUUCUUUGUAUAAUUAAUAAAAAUUAUAGAUUGUAAGGCGGCAUGAUUUACUUUUAAUGAUAAAAAUUUUUUAAAAAUAAAUUACAUGUUUUGAUGAAAAAAAUUUUUUAAAAGCUCAAAAAAAAUUUUUUAUUUAAUUUUGCAGUCGAAAAAUAUUUUCUAUUUUUUUUUUCUUUGUUUGAAUAAAUUAUUUGGUGUAGAAAAAAAAAAUAUAUAGUAAAAUAAUAAAAUAGUGUUUUGUAAACAAUAAUAACUAGAUAAUUAAUAAUAAAGUGAUUAACAAUAGUAAUAAUUUAUAAAUGUUAUUAAAUAAAUUUAAGUAUUUGUUUAAUUUUAAUACUUUUAAACAAUGACAUUAAUAAUGAAUUAAAAGUCGCAAGGCUAUUGGAGGAAAAAAAAAAGCUUUGUGGUAGUACUGAUACUUUUAUGUACUUUGUGAUAAAGAAAUAAAAAUGUUAAUUAACUUUAUAAUAAAUAAAAAUAAGUUAAUAAA
Microplitis mediator is the source of this 3405-nucleotide messenger RNA. Its product is annotated as protein fem-1 homolog CG6966. Gene Ontology annotation, molecular function: protein binding. Bases 806 to 2695 code for a protein of 629 amino acids. The record is from RefSeq and is a predicted model, not a curated record. The transcript is spliced from 6 exons. Gene Ontology annotation, cellular component: ubiquitin ligase complex. NCBI's taxonomy places the organism in Eukaryota, Metazoa, Arthropoda, Insecta, Hymenoptera, Braconidae. Gene Ontology annotation, biological process: ubiquitin-dependent protein catabolic process.